Molecule: messenger RNA, 1415 nt
Organism: Gastrolobium bilobum
Lineage: Eukaryota; Viridiplantae; Streptophyta; Magnoliopsida; Fabales; Fabaceae
Exons: 7
Coding region: 1-1164 (387 amino acids)
Cellular component (GO): membrane
Source: RefSeq, a predicted model, not a curated record
AUGGAAGUUUUACUAGAAUUUUUCUGGCGAUGUGUUUUAAGAAAGCAAGUUGAGAAAGGCUUGGCUAUUAUACUUGGUAUAAUGUCUGUUGCAAUUCUUUUAGCAGAGGCAACUCUUCUACCAAGUGUUGAUCUAUCUCUUUUCUCGAUUCUUAUAAAAUCUGUUGGAACACGGGAGGUGCUUGUGCAGGCGUUUGCUUUUGUUCCUCUCAUGUACAUGUGCAUCUGCACAUACUACUCCUUGUUGAGAAUUGGAAUGUUGAUGUUUUACUCAUUGACACCCAGACAAACCAGCUCAGUUAACUUGCUUAUGAUAUGCUCUAUGAUUGCUCGUUAUGCUCCUCCUAUUUCAUACAAUUUUCUCAACCUCAUUCGCCUUGGUUCUGAUAAAACAACUAUAUUUGAACAGCGAAUGGGGAACAUUGAUAAUGCUGUCCCUUUCUUUGGAGAUAAGUUUAACAGAAUCUAUCCACUUAUUAUGGUUAUAUACACCCUUUUGGUUGCAAGCAACUUCUUUGACAGAGUAUUUGAUUUUCUGGGGAGCUGGAAGAGAUAUAUUUUCAAAACUGAAGCUGAAGAUAUGGAUGGGGUCAAUCCAUCAGGAUUAAUUAUCUUGCAGAAAGAACGGUCUUGGCUUGAACAAGGACGUAAAGUAGGCGAGCAAGUUGUUCCACUAGCAAGGAAUUUUAAUAGUAUUGAUGUUGAAACUAGCAACAAUAUUAUGGAGAAGAAUGGUGUUGAAAUGGGGGGAACUUCCAGUUUAAUCAAUGCAGAAAUAAAUGGAAGUCUGCCUAAAAGUUUGAAGGAAGAGAAAAGGAGAUAUAGUUCGAGCAGGGAAGCCAUCAGCAGCAAGUAUGCUGCUGCCAGACUGCAGAGUGGACAAGCACCUAAAUUGAAGGCAGAAGAGAAAAACUUAGCGUCUGCUAGGGUUUCCUUGCUUGAUCAAGGGAAUACUCAUUCUAGUAAUACUACUGGAACUUCUAGUUUGGCUUCGACAUGGCAAACAGUGAAAACAGGCUUUCGGAGUUUCAAGGGCAACGUCGGGGCCAGAGGAUUUUUACCCAUACGGCAAACACAGGCAGAUAAGAUCUCUCCUGUUUCCUCGUCUGAGUCACUUGAUGAUAUAUUUCAAAGACUGAACCAGCCUUCAUUGGACCCCAAGUAAUAUACAAUGACGAUAAUUAUUUGAUGGGGGCCAAUAUUUCUGGUCCUUCUAGAUGAUUUCCAUAGUUUGGGCUAAAAGUUGCAGUUGUUGUAAAAUUGGGAAUGCAAGUCCAUAUUAUCAUGUACAGUAAUGGGGAAGUCUUGCAUUCUGUUCUUAGCUUCUAAUUUUUUCCCCUCUUUUUUUUUUUUUUUUUUUGGUAGUUUAUACUCCAAUACAACCUAUUGAUGGAAAAUAGUCUGCUAUACAGAUAC